Molecule: messenger RNA, 430 nt
Organism: Racocetra persica
Lineage: Eukaryota; Fungi; Glomeromycota; Glomeromycetes; Diversisporales; Gigasporaceae
Source: the annotation of a GenBank genome assembly
AUGAAAAAAUUCGCAUUAAUCCUUAUUUUUACAAUUGUCGUUAUCAAUAACUUUAUUGCUAUCACAAUAGCUUUGAGAUACAACAGAAAUAAUGAAUUUCAUCCUAGUUUUACUGAUAAUUCAAUGACUCCAGUGAGGCGGCAGGCUUGCAAUCCUCCUUGCAAUACUAAUCAAACAUGUUGUGGAAGUCUUUGUUGUGGAGCUGCAUCAGCAUGCUGCGUGGGUCAAAAUCGUUGUUGUGGAGCCGCGCAAUCAUGCUGUGGUCAAAGUCUUUGUUGCUCCGGAGAUUGCUGUGGGAAUGGAACUCAUUGUUGUGGAGUCGCGCAAACAUGCUGCGGAAGCUCUUGUUGUGGAGCUGCACAAACAUGCUGUGGAGACCGUACGUGCUGUGGUCCAGUACAAACAUGUAAUAAUGGUGUUUGUGUAUCUA